AUGAGGAGCAUCACUUUCUUCCUCUCCCUGAUGGUAAUUGUGGAUGUUUUGCUCUCUGCUUCUUCGGUUACCGCCGCGAUGUACAGUAGUGGUAUAUCUUGGAACAGCAGUGCUGCCGGAGAAUUGAUGAACGAAUUGGAUGGUAUUAACUGGCAGGUAAAUCUUGCAAAUGGUGAAAAUAGUAUAUCUUACGAAGCUCUUCAGCGGCCGCCAAUCUGCGACGGGAGAAUCUAUGGCAAUUGCAUAGGGGAUAAGAAGCCUACACAGCGGCCAUGUAACCUCUACAAUUACUGCAAGCGUCCUGGUUAA
Nicotiana tabacum (common tobacco) is the source of this 309-nucleotide messenger RNA. Lineage: Eukaryota; Viridiplantae; Streptophyta; Magnoliopsida; Solanales; Solanaceae. The record is from RefSeq and is a predicted model, not a curated record.